AUGCACAUGUUCGACCUCCCACCAGAGGUCUUUGCCGCAAUCAUGGAGCAAACAGCCCACACGCUCAAACUGCGACGCACCUUGCGUGCGCGUCUCGUCUGCAAAACAUUCGAUGUCGGACUCACUGCUGCCAUCUUCAUGACCGCGUCUAUUGAGCGCUUCUACCGGGCAGGCAACCCCAUCACAAUACGAGGCGUAUGUCUCAUCCCUGUUAAGUGGCCUGUGCCCUUGCUGUGUAAACGGACAAGGGAGCGUGAACAGCGCUCGGCAGUUUUUUGUGUUAUCCGUGAAGUGGUGCGGAGGAUUAUGGCUGCACGACAAUGUCAACUUCAAGAACGGGAAAGAGAAGAAGAAAAAGAAGAGGGAGAGCAACAAUGCCUCGAGUCUAUAUGCACACACAUCUCAGCCUGGGAUAUCUACUCGAGCGAGCUCAUUGCCGAGAUCAUCAAGCCCGAGAAGCCGUACCCUUCGGAAGCAGACAUGGCGCGGGCGUGUGUCUCCGCUGCAGCCUGGCUCGGUAGCAUCUCACUCGUCGAACACUUCAUCGCGCAAGCGGGCCCCGGCUUCGACAUCGACGCCGAAAGCAUGCUCCUCGCGUCUCCCCUUUGGGCCGCUACGCAACAAGGCCACGCCAACAUGAUGCAGCACCUCUUCGCCCUCGGUGCCAAGCCGCUCCGCUGCAGCCACACCCGGCGUAUACAAAGGGCAUACCUGCCGUCCUCCCGCUAUAACCCGCGACCCGCAGCCUCGGCAUCAAUUCCGCUCGUCGAAGCUUGCUCGGCUGGCCGGCCCUGUAGCACUACCGGCAUACGCCAAACCCAGAGCAAAUUCAGCUUGGAUAUCGACGGAGUCGAAUGGACGCUCUGGGAGAUUGCUGAAGGAGGGCACCUAGCCGCGGCGGAGUUCUUGAUGCCGCACCAGGUAAACAAUGCGUAG
Messenger RNA from Aplosporella prunicola CBS 121167, 936 nucleotides. RefSeq lists its product as uncharacterized. The record is from RefSeq and is a predicted model, not a curated record. The transcript is spliced from 2 exons. The coding region runs from base 1 to 936 and encodes 311 amino acids. Lineage: Eukaryota; Fungi; Ascomycota; Dothideomycetes; Botryosphaeriales; Aplosporellaceae.